Meloidogyne enterolobii is the source of this 1511-nucleotide messenger RNA. NCBI's taxonomy places the organism in Eukaryota, Metazoa, Nematoda, Chromadorea, Rhabditida, Meloidogynidae. The record is from the annotation of a GenBank genome assembly.
AUGGAAAGUUCCUUUAGACAAUGCAAAGUUUGUGAAACAAAAGAAAAUGUUUGUUUUCAUUAUGGAGUUAUUUCAUGUAGGGCUUGUGGGGCUUUUUUCAGGCGUUAUCUUGAAAACGAAAAAAAGAGUAAAUAUAUUAAAUGUAAAUGUUUGCAUAAACAAUUGUUGUUAGAAACGAGUAAAAUUGAAAGAACUUGGGAAAAAUGUAAAAGUUGUAGACUUGAAAAAUGUUUUUCUGUUGGAAUGAAAAAAUUGGAUAUUGGAUAUUUACGUAAGGAUGUAUGCCGGGAAGCAAUGGACGAACAAAGAAAUGAAAUUAACCUUCCAAAUCAUCCAGUUGUGGACACAACCAUCAAAGAUCUACAACAGAUAAACUCAACUUUACCCAUCAUUGAAGCUAAAAAACGUAUUAUGCAUGCAUUUAAUGAUUUGGAUGAUAUAUUCCUUAAAGGCCCGAUUUUGUUUGAAGAAAUAAUUUCAUCUAAUUUUAAUAUUUUUCGUUUAACUGGGACUUUUUCGCCAAAUACAUCUCCAAUACCUUUUGAUGAAUUAAAAAGUUGGAAAGCUUUUUUAGAAAAUAAUGGAAUGCUUAAUAAACGCUGGCACAAAAAUUUUUUAGUUGACAGACUUUUGUGUGUUGGUAUAGCUAGAUCUUUGCCUGUUUUUGAAAAAUUGACUUUAUCUGAUCAGAUUGCACAUCUAAGGCAGAUUUGCCAUUUGUUUAUUUCAUUUACAAACACCUACCUAGCUUGGGAAUUAGGCUUUGAAACUUGGGCACGUAAAGAUUGUGUUGGGCCUGCUUUUGCUAUUAUGAAUAAUGAUGUAUUUUUACAUGAUGAAAAGAUGCUCAAAUGGGCAGAUUAUUCAUUUACAAAAUCUGUCGUUCACUUCAAACGUGCUACAUUAACAAGCGUUGAAUUUGCUUUGUUAAUAGCUAUUAUUUUUACAAAAUCGGAUGCUGAGGGCUUGUCUGUCGAAGGAAAAGAAUUACUUUAUAACAAAUCUGUUAAAUACACAAAUAUUUUACUUCGAUAUAAUCAACAAAGAUUAGGUUCAAUUGAAGGGGCUCAGCGAUUGGAUGAAUGUUUUCGUUUAAUUAAUCGAAGUAUUGAAAAUGAUUAUACUACAAGGUUAAUGCUUUCACACACAAUUAAAUAUUAUUCAAUGGAUGUAAUUCACUUUAGAAAUUCAGAUAUUUUAGAAAAAUUAUUGGAAAGAAGGGAUUAAAAAUGAAUAUGACUUCUAAGAAUAAAUACUGUAUAACCUCUAUCAUUUUCCCUUCCUCGAUUAAUUGUCCCUAUAUCGAAAGUUUACCCAUAGUAAUUAUUCAAUGAAAUAUUUACAUACACCUAUUUUUCUCAUGUAAUUUGUAAAAUAUUUUUCCUAUUUCUAUCUUUUCUAAAAUUUCUGUUUUCUUUUGGUUUCUUAAUUAAGGUUGGUUGAUCCAAAAAAGACCGGAUAUCCAAAAUCUUCGGUUCGGAUUUCCAAGUAUCUGUCAACGCUUUUUCUUU